This is a messenger RNA of Cladocopium goreaui, 2127 nucleotides long. NCBI's taxonomy places the organism in Eukaryota, Dinophyceae, Suessiales, Symbiodiniaceae. The record is from the annotation of a GenBank genome assembly.
AAUUCAAUUUAGAGAAAGUCUUGGCAGUUAUAACUAAACCAUGAUGCGCACGCCCCUUGCGCAGCUUGCCCCCGCCGUGACACGUGUGCGAACACAGUGGAAAGGGACACUACUGCCACAGACUCAUGCGAAAAACGGAUGGCGGAAUGCUGCCCUGCUGGGCGUCGCCAGUGCUGGCGUUGCCGGAGGACUGUCGUUUGUUUCCUGUGACAAACCUUGGAAACAGACCUUGGGUUCUCCCGUGGACAGCAACCUGAAGGUGCCCCAUGACAAGGAUCUCAAGAUCAUUGGCUUGGAGGAAUUGCGCAGCCACAACAACAUGGAAGAUGGAUUGUGGGUGUCCUACCAUGGUCACGUUUACGAUGUGACUAACUUCGCCAAGAUUCAUCCUGGUGGUCCCGGACGCAUUCAAAUGGCUGCUGGCAGCGAUCUGCAAAAAUAUUUUGACGUCUAUCACGUCCAUCCUGACGUCUCGAAAUUUCUGGACCGCACCUGUCUCCUCGGUCGGCUCACGGCGGCGGAUGCCAAGCGAUCCUAUGAGGAGACCAUUUUUGCCAACCCAUAUGAGAACGAGCCGGCCAGAAAUCUGCAGCAGACCAUUGCAACAGCACCCCGCUGGGCGAAUCUCAUGGGAAAAUACCUCCUGGAGUCCUUCAGAACUCCCAUCCCAGGCUUCUAUGUGAGGAAUCACUUUCCAGUCCCUAGCUGGGAGGAUGUCGAAGAAGAGUACGAGUUUGAGGUUCUGACCGCUUCAGGCGGCAAAAGCUUCAAAUUGAAGGAUCUCCGUCCAUUGCCGCAGAUCACGGUUGAGGCCACCAUGAUUUGCGGAGGCGCCGCGCUCUAUCCCCGGUACCUACAUCGAACCGACCAACGGGAGACCUGGGAGAAAGAGGAAUUUCCUCGCAACGAAAUCAACAACAACUUUUGGGGCAGCCACGCUGUGUGGACCGGCGUCAAGUGUCGCGACGUGCUACGCACUUGCGGCGUGGACGUGGAUGGCAUUGCGCUGGGGGAAAAGCCCUUGCCGGCGAAAUAUUUACGUUUGACUGGGCACGAUGCAGAUGAAACGGGUUCCAACUUUGGUGUUACGAUCCCCUUGGAGAAAGCCAUUGAUCCCUUCGGUGAUGUGAUCUUGGCCAUGACCAUGAACGGUGAAGCUCUGCCGGCGGACCACGGAUUCCCGGUGCGGGUCCUGGUGCCUGGCUUUGCUGGGGUGCGGAACUGCAAGUGGCUGGCGAAGAUGGAACUGGUGGAUGACUUGCAUGAAAGUCAUGUGGACACUCACACGGAUGAGGUGAUCUACCCUCCGGACAUGAACUUCGAAGAUGAUUUGGCCAAAGUUUCCCUGACGGGUGGAUCUGUGCAGAGGGCUGGCAGAUGGGAAGCGAAGCAGGACAAUUCCAUCUUCCGGGUCAUGGAGAUGCCGGUGCACAGCAGUGUGAUUGUGCCGGAGCUGCAUCAGACCUUGCGCGGCGCGCAGCUGGCGCAGGUCCUGGCCGAGGGCCUCGAGGUUCGAGGCAUUGCCCUGGGUGGCGGCGGACACCGCGUGGCGCGUGUGGACGUCUCCAUCGAUGGCGGAAAAAGCUUCACUCCGGCGGAGCUGGAUGAUCAUGGCAUGGAGAAGGUCCACAAGCGAAACUAUCAUUGGUCCUGGUAUUUCUGGUCCAAGAAAGUGCCCUUGACCCCUGAGAUGAAGAAACAGCUGCAGAGCGGCCAAACGGUGGAGCUCAAGGUGGCGUCCCGCGCGAUGACGGAGCAUGGUAACACGCAGCCCAGUCGUGAUGACGCGGUGUCCUUGUACAACCUCGUGGGCAAUAUUUGCAACUACCAGACCCACACGCCUAUCACACUCCAACCAAAGUAGUAGAUACGAUUGGCGGGAGUGUAUAUAAAGUGUGGCUAUUGAUUGUUAGCGCUCUUUUCAAGACACUUGUACUUAUUAUAUAUAGUUUGUAAAGCAGGGGCAGAGGUAUCCAGAAAUUCCUGGAAAGUUCCUCACUUGUCCCAGUUCAAUGAUUGCUGAAUGUACAGGAUCAGCACACAUAUGCUCAGGCAACAUCUUGUGUUUGUGUGUUUGUACAGCUCGCUUUACGAGCAAUGCCAUCGAAUUUGAAAUCCAAGGAUAAA